Brenthis ino (lesser marbled fritillary) is the source of this 492-nucleotide messenger RNA. The record is from the annotation of a GenBank genome assembly. Lineage: Eukaryota; Metazoa; Arthropoda; Insecta; Lepidoptera; Nymphalidae.
AUGGACGGGUCGUUACGCGCGGUGUUCCUCGCAUUCGCGACUAUCGCGAUCGCGGUCGCGCGUUCUCACAUGUCGCCUCCCUCACAUGAUAACAUACUACGAAUACAACUAUGGGACGCCGAAGGGCUGAGUCGGGAAGCUAUCAAUGAAACGCCAACAACAGUUAAAAAUCACAAGCUAAAAGUUAAUUUGGAAACUUUGUAUGAUGCGAUGAUGGGAGAUGAGUAUCAUGGUGCGGAAAGGUUUGCGAGGCACAAAGUCAGGCACAAAAGAAGAAGACCUAGGCAAAGUGGGACUGACCUCCCAUGGAGGUUCCACUCGGGCACAGGGUUGAGGAACGUCGAGGUGUAUAACUACGAUGUGCCAUGGGACGUGAUAGAGGAUAAUUAUUCAAGCGUGUAUACAAGUGCUGUGAGUGAUGCCAGUGCCCCAGUGAAUGUUGAGAGGGAAGUGUCUCCUCCGAUGACGCUGCGACAGGAUGAUGAGGUAAAC